Colletes gigas is the source of this 1670-nucleotide messenger RNA. RefSeq names its product cytoplasmic dynein 2 intermediate chain 2-like. Bases 192 to 1604 code for a protein of 470 amino acids. Gene Ontology annotation, molecular function: dynein light chain binding; dynein heavy chain binding. Lineage: Eukaryota; Metazoa; Arthropoda; Insecta; Hymenoptera; Colletidae. The record is from RefSeq and is a predicted model, not a curated record. Gene Ontology annotation, cellular component: ciliary plasm; cytoplasmic dynein complex. Gene Ontology annotation, biological process: intraciliary transport. The transcript has 9 exons.
CCAAUAAAUGGACACUGUAUUCCAAAAGAAAUGUCCUCAAAUAAACACUGACAUUAUAAAACAUUACAACAUAUAUCCUUAUUUUUAUUUCCAUUAAAAUCGUGAAUUGUUCACGUAUUUUUCAUUAACGACUGAAAAUAUUCAGUCAAACAAUAAACAGUUUUAAAAAGUGAAACAAGUUUUGUUUAAUAAUGUUCACCGACCGGUCUCUCGAUACCGUCAGUUUCGAUUCGCAAUUAUCACCUGCAAAAUCGGAAUUGUCGGCGAAUAUACAAACAACGGAGAUUAUUUAUAAUCAAAACACCGUGCAAACGGUUGAGACAAGAAGCAUCGAGAUUCAAACCGUACCAGAGGAAAAGAAGAAGUCAGAAGUAGACUAUCAAAGAUUGGCUCAAUUUUUAGACAAAGUUACACCAAGUAUAUUGAAAGCUUUAGAUGAAUCAUACGGGACCAAUGCAUUUGAAGAUUAUGAGCCAAAAACCAGCGACGAUUCGCUUGCAACCACUCAGCUUCUACAAAAGAUUAAUACUGCAAAUGAAACAGAUUUGCAGAUGAAAGUGAGCGAUAUGUGUUGGAGUAAUGCAGGUGGAACAUUAGCUGUAUCUCAUGGUAACCCAUAUCAUGAAACAUGGUGCGAUCAUCUAUCUAAAAUACAGUUGUACAGCCAAACAAAGGAUGGUGAUUUCACAGAUACACCGACUAAAACAUUAGAAACAAAUUCUUGCGUCACCUCUUUAGCUUAUCAUCCGGUCGAUCCAUCCAUUAUAGCAGCCGGCUUGUUUAACGGUGAUGUUCUUGUUUGGAACUUAAGGGACGAUGUAUCGGCGGCAUCAAUGGUUGUCUGGACGCACGGGGAUAGCGUGUCUCAAGUGUGUUGGAAAGCAAGAACUCCAAACGAUGUAUCCGUACUAGUAACCUCUGGCAAAGAUGGAUAUAUUUUCAUUUGUAAAAUAGUGGCUAACAUUAGUCUUGCUCGUUCAUACAAACGAUACAAAGUAGCCAAAGAGUACAAUCCAAUAGAGAGUUCAAGGCCACGUAGUGCGGGUGGAACUCGUGAACGCGCGGUCGAAUCUGGUUUGUGCAUCACCAGCUUCGACUUUUCGUACAAAAAUCCUGCAUUGUUUGUUGUGGGUACCUUGUGCGGUGGAUUAUAUAAGUGCAGUUUAAAUCGCGUCGCUCCUAUCGAAGGAGAUGAAGCUCUUAUGGAUCCUGUAAUAGACGAAUACGACAGACACGAAGGUAGCAUCACUUGCAUUAAAUUCUCUCCUAUUCGUAAUCUUUUUGUCAGCGCUGGCACGGAUAAGGAGAUGCGUAUAUACGAUUUUGACGAGCAUGUGUGUCUACGAUCGAUUUCCUUUGAAAAUACGAUUGUAGGAUUUACGUGGAUGAUUGGAAAUAAAGAUGUAUUGGCAACUUAUGGCGCCGGUUCGAACGUAAGACUGUACAAUGUCACGGAUGGUAGACCAGUAACAAAUGUGAAAUUUGAGACUUCCGACAGGGAAAACACCAGCUGUUUAUGCGUCAAUUCUAAACAAGACUUGCUGGCUAUAGGCGACACCCAAGCAAAUAUAGAAAUCUGGAAAAUUCCACGACGAUUGUUCUAACGAUAUUACUUAACGUUUAUUUAAUUCACAAAUUGUACUACUAAUAAACUUUGCUUUUCCUACGAC